AUGUCCAGAGGCAGGGGCCGAGGCGGCCGCUUCAAGUCACAAAAUGUAACUAAUCAUGGGGGCGACAUUGAAAUGAAGGACUCCAACUUCAGACCAAAGCACGAGCCCGACAGACGAAACAGGGUCGGCAAAAACUCACCUCCGCCGCCAACAGGAGGCACCCGUGGCGGCAGACCAAGAGGCGGAGCAAACACUCCAGUCAGCAGGAGGACGAGGGCCAAGGGCAACAACAACAACAACAACGUUAACAACAAGCGGCUGAGCAUCAUCUCCAUGGCAUCGACAGCACAGGCAGAGCCGUGGUGCGACAAGUGCUCCCGCCUGAACCGCCAGCUCCACAGCUACCUGCUCGAGAUCCUCAAGACCGGGGAGGACGCCAUCGGCGACUGGGCCUACGCCGUCGGCGCCUCACCUGACCACAUGGAGUGCGAGCCUGCGCCGGAGAGAAUCAUACCCGAGGGAUACCGGCGCUGCAGUCGACAGCAUCACCCUUGGACAGAGGGUGAAGCGAGAACAGCCACGUCCAUCCUGCCAGGGUGUACAAGCAACCUGCUUCCCUUCGGCGCAUAUGCGGGACAGUUUGAGGGCACAGCCAGCCAGAGCUCGGCCGGUUCCAGCCCGUUUUCUCUCCUCGGUCCAGGGCCGGACUUCCCCCAGCGCAUGAACGCACGACUUCCGGCACUGUCUGGCACAAACCUUCAGUCCCUCCACACCCUGGCCGCGAUUCCCGAGAACAUGGGCGUACAAGAGCCAAGGCAUGGGGCGCCAUCCCAGGUACCACUGCCGGCGCCACAGCCCAUUCAGCCUCCGUGGAAUGGGGGUUUCGGACGGCCUGUCGCCAUGUAUCCUAACUGA
Diaporthe batatas is the source of this 855-nucleotide messenger RNA. RefSeq lists its product as uncharacterized. The transcript has a single exon. Lineage: Eukaryota; Fungi; Ascomycota; Sordariomycetes; Diaporthales; Diaporthaceae. Bases 1 to 855 code for a protein of 284 amino acids. The record is from RefSeq and is a predicted model, not a curated record.